This is a messenger RNA of Ananas comosus (pineapple), 655 nucleotides long. RefSeq lists its product as uncharacterized. The transcript has 4 exons. The coding region runs from base 25 to 381 and encodes 118 amino acids. Lineage: Eukaryota; Viridiplantae; Streptophyta; Magnoliopsida; Poales; Bromeliaceae. The record is from RefSeq and is a predicted model, not a curated record.
GUUCUUGAUUAAUCAUAAGAAGAAAUGAAUCGGUUGCUGCGGGCUUCGCCGGCGCCCGUCCGUGGUCGGAUACCGGCGGUGGUGGCGGCGCAGCUGCUGCUCCGGCAGGGCAAGCCCAAAGACGAGAGCCUCGAUCUCUUCUCCGCGAUCCCGCUGAGCGAAUCGCCGACGAUCUCCUCCCCCGCCGUCGCCGAGGAGGGAGUGUUGGGGAGAGCAGUGGAGUGGAGGAUGAUGAUCUGUUCUACGUGGGCGUUGAAAAGAGCGAUUACGAUUGGCUACUUACACCCCCUGGAACUCCUCUCUUUUCCUCAUGCAAUGGAGUUGAACACCAACCAUCUUCAGCUUCUGCAAAAAGCACUUCAGAAGUUGGAUCAGCUUUAGCUAUAAAGCCUUCAAGGCUGGGUCUGGCUCCGGCUGCGGCGGCCUUCGGCGGGGUCGGCUCCGCCGCAGCAGCGGAGGUGGCAUACUCGACGACGCAAGAGAGGAGGAACCCGGCAGGGGAGGGGUGGCGCCGGCAGUCACCGCAGCCGCGGCCGGCCGGGCGCCGGCAAUCUGCCGGCAGAGGAGCGGGGCGGAGGCGGGUUCCGGCUAGCAUUUUUGUUUUAUCUUACUUUUUCUUUUUUUCUUUAUAAUCAAAUCUAAUUAUUUUCUCUUA